AUUCACUUACAAUUAAAACGUUCAAGCAAGAGGUUCGUUGUUGCUUUUUAACGGCUGAUUAGAAAAGUGGUCCGAACGGUGGAAUAGUUACAACAACUUAAUCUGCAAGAGUUAUUUUUGUUCCAAGAAAAAAAAAACAGAAAAAGAAUUGGAUUCUGAAAUUGAUAGAACUUGUGGGCGUGGAAAAAAUAAAAGGAAAAAAGUGAAACAUUCCAAAUUAAGAACUGACGUGAAAACUAAAAAAAUAAUUAAAGUAAAAAACUUGGUGGACUAAAAUUUAAAUUAAAAAAAAAAAUCUUUAAAAACAAUUACUUUUGUGAAAUAAAAAAAAAAUAAAUAAUUCGGUGACAAAAUGCAGCCCCUCAAGCGUUUCACCCAAUGCGGCAGCCUGACCAUGCUCUUCGGAGUUUUCAUCAUUCUAUUUGGGGUCAGUUCAACAGCCUUAACUACAUUUGGAAAAUCUAGCAAUGUUCCACCACCCACACCAGGACCCGUUGUUAAGGGCCGCGAAUGUACCACACACGAAGAAUGUGCCGCGAUAGAAAACUCAAGUUGUGUUCGAGAUCCGGAUGACUAUAAAAUGCGUUGUUUAUGCGGCAAUGAUAAUCCACCCAACAAUGGCUUGUGUCCGGACGUUGUAAAAGGUCUACGUCAUCGAUGCAGCGGCAACUAUGAGUGUGAGGAUGGCCUUAUCUGUACCUAUGAGAACACGAAUCGUACCAUUGGCGUUGCCAAGUUUAUGUCGUCGAAAACCAAAUUGUGUUUGUGUGACAAUGAGCGAGGCUAUUUUGAGGAUGUACAUCGUGAUAUCUGCAGUGGUGCCGUCAUGCAGGCCCUCGGUGACUUGGUGUUAUCAAUGCUGACAUCCCUAUUACCGCCCAUUGUGUAUUCCUGCUUAAAGAAUCACUUCUAAAAAUAGUAGAAUAUUGAAACAACAACAACAACAGCAACAAAAGACAUCACAGCAUUUUUUUGGAAGGAAAACAAAAACAAAAAC
This is a messenger RNA of Musca domestica (house fly), 997 nucleotides long. RefSeq lists its product as uncharacterized. NCBI's taxonomy places the organism in Eukaryota, Metazoa, Arthropoda, Insecta, Diptera, Muscidae. The record is from RefSeq and is a predicted model, not a curated record. The transcript has 4 exons. Bases 353 to 913 code for a protein of 186 amino acids.